Cucurbita maxima (winter squash) is the source of this 1687-nucleotide messenger RNA. Its product is annotated as arogenate dehydratase 3, chloroplastic-like. Gene Ontology annotation, biological process: L-phenylalanine biosynthetic process. NCBI's taxonomy places the organism in Eukaryota, Viridiplantae, Streptophyta, Magnoliopsida, Cucurbitales, Cucurbitaceae. Gene Ontology annotation, cellular component: chloroplast; cytoplasm. Gene Ontology annotation, molecular function: arogenate dehydratase activity; prephenate dehydratase activity; chorismate mutase activity. The record is from RefSeq and is a predicted model, not a curated record. Bases 194 to 1099 code for a protein of 301 amino acids. The transcript is spliced from 2 exons.
AUUAAUAUUGUAACACGGAUUCAUUAACAAUUCUUCAAAUCUAAUUUUGAAACAACGUGGAUUCCACAUUUGGGGUUGGUGACUUUGUUUUGAAUUUCCACCUUCCUAUUUAUAACCCCUUUACUUUCAACAUUCCACCAGGAGUAAGAAAUCCACCGCUCCGCCUUCCCUCGCCGUUGCCGCCGCCGCAAUCAUGUCUCCUGCUCCAAAGGACGCUCAAAAGCCAUACGUCGCUUACCAAGGCGUUGCCGGCGCCUACUCCGAAGCCGCUGCCGCCAAAGCGUGCCCUAAUUUCGAUACCAUACCCUGCGAUCAGUUCGAAACGGCAUUUGAAUCUGUGGAGAAUCGCAUUGCCGAUCUAGCGAUUCUCCCAAUCGAGAACUCCCUCGGCGGUUCGAUUCAUCGGAAUUACGACCUCCUUCUUCGUCAUAACCUCCACAUAAUCGGCGAGGUUCUAUUGCCUGUUCAUCAUUGCCUCAUGGCAUUACCAGGAGUUCGAUUAGAAUCCGUACGGAGAGUCAUCUCUCAUCCUCAAGCCCUAGCGCAAUGCGAACAAACUCUGACAAAACUAGGCCUCAACGCUGCAUGUGAAGCCUUCGACGACACUGCUGGUGCGGCAGAGCAGAUUUCUCUGUACAAUUUGCAGGAUACGGCAGCAAUUGCGAGCGCACGCGCUGCCAAGAUCUACAAACUCGAAAUCCUCGCUAACGGAAUUCAAGAUGAUUCGAGAAAUUUCACGCGAUUUGUGGUCCUGUCGCGAGAUCCGGUAGAUCCGCGAGCGGAUCGGCCACUUAAGACAAGCGUAGUCUUCGCUCUGGAGAAUGGAACCUCGGCUCUGUUCAAGGCUCUGUCGGCUUUCGCGGCGAGGAAGAUUAACUUGUCGAAGAUCGAGUCGAGGCCGCACAAGAGCUGUCCAAUCCGGCUAGUGGAGACGGUGAAGCGGUUUGAGUAUGUGUUCUUUGCGGAGUUUGAGGCGUCAAUGGCGGAAGUGAGAACUGAAGAAGCCAUGGCGGAGUUGCAGGAAUACAGUUCGUUCUUCAGGGUGCUGGGUUGCUAUCCAAUGGACAUAGCCUCUGAAAGUGCUUCAAUCGAAGGGUAAUUCAUCAAACAAUGGAUUAAACUUUUGUAUAACAUAUUGGAUUGUUCCUUCCACAUAUUAAUCCAAUGGGCCCCUCUGACUGAUUUGUUGCUUCCACGGAAUACAACAACCCAUGAAUUUUAUAUAAAAAAACAUCGAAACUGAAAAAUUGUCUCCCUCAACUCUUAUGUAGAUGUAGUUGGUGACUUAUAGAUUAAGAGUUUACGAUUUUCUAUUUUUUAUGUCGUCGGAAUUUUCGGAUCUCACAACUACGAUCUCGGUGGAUCGUCCCUAGACAUUCCCUUCCUCCUCCAGCCUUCAGCCAAUGUCUCGAACACCAACAUGGAGGAAGAAAAUAGUUGAAAAAAACUGAGGGAGAGUUCGUAGUUUUUCCAGCGAGAUCCCACGCCUCCAACGAACCCACGACCAUACCUGAAGUCCUACACUAAAGCAAACCCUCAGACCUCACCUGUAAGGACAAGAACCACGAAAUGAAGAGAGAAAAGGAUAGAAGAUGAACAACUUAGAUAAUUAGAGAAAGAAAAGAAUAUCUAACUUAAUUCAAUUCAACCUGAAUUGAAAAAAAAAAAGAUCGAGGGCAGAAUUAAC